Molecule: messenger RNA, 5694 nt
Organism: Saccostrea echinata
Lineage: Eukaryota; Metazoa; Mollusca; Bivalvia; Ostreida; Ostreidae
Exons: 2
Coding region: 1-5694 (1897 amino acids)
Biological process (GO): DNA integration
Molecular function (GO): nucleic acid binding
Source: RefSeq, a predicted model, not a curated record
AUGGCAUACAGAUACCCAGACUCUGAGGAUUGGGAUGUGCGCCCCAAAAGACUGUUGAAACCCACACAGAAGGGUGCAAGCCUCUUUGAAGAAUAUAGGGAUGUUUAUAUUCGCAAACUACUUUCAUUAGGAAGAGAAUUGGAUACUAUGUUACAGUGCAACGUAACUACCAGUAGUGCUAGUGCAUUGAGUGAGCUUGGACACAGGUUGGACUCAUGUUUUAGUGACUAUAAGUGUGUGAGCGAUGAAUACCUGGACUUCCUGUGCAGGCAUAAUACAUACGAAAGUUCUCUCGAACAGACAAGCCACCAAGUGGUAAAACGAACUUACAUGGAAAGGGUGGAAAUCCUUGCCCGUACUAUAGCUCAGAGACUUAAUAAUGUAUGCUCUCCUGUACUAUUGAAGAAGACACCUUCGUUAACGGAUGCUCGUUCUAACACUGGAAGCACACAGAAACUCAGUUUGGAAGCCGCAAAAGUUCAUCUGGAUUUCGUGAAGAAAGAAAACGAGUUAAAACAGAUGGCACUCGAUAUCCAAAAACAAAUAAACGAGUUAUCGGCAAGGAAGGAGAUUGCAGUCGCAGAACUGUCUAUGGCGGAGGAAGAUGAUAGGUCGGAUAUAUCCGACUUCGACCACCUGAGUGUUGUAGACGACUUUGUUCGUGAUCUUGAGCCACCAUCCUUGAACUUGUACGCGCCAGAGUUUGAACCUCAGACUCGGAGGGAACACGCCUUUUUACCACACCCACCUACCUUUGCAACUAGCGCCGUUCCAAUGUACACCCCGUCCCGCUCAACAGAUGUUCCUGUGACCCCUGGCUUUCCAGCCUAUAUACCCACAGCAAAGGAACCGCCUGCAACCCCUUCAGAGACCGAACCACAACCCUUGUUCACAGACUUUGCUAGAUUCUGGUUCAAAAAAGACCUCGUAACCAAGAUCGACUCGUUUGAUGACAAGCCAGAGCAUUUUUUGUCGUGGAAGACCAGCUUCCUGCGAGUCAUGAGUGAACUGUCAGUGACCCCAACAGAAGAACUUGAUCUGCUCGUCAAGUACUUGGGACCGAGUUCAAGUGUCGAGGCCAGAAACAUUAAGGCUUGUCAUGCUAAUGACUCUGUAGCAGGUCGUUUGAAAGUUUGGCGUCGUCUGGAAGAGCGAUAUGGUGCACCUUCACUUGUAGAGGCUUCGAUCAGGAAGAAGCUGGAGAACUUUAAGACUUUAGACAGUCAGGACGGGAAAGAACUCUACCAACUAUGUGAUAUUUUGAACGAGAUCCAGUCCCUGAAGGAUAAUGACAUUUUUGCCAAUUUGUUAGCACAGUUCAACACAUCUGUUGGAAUUACACCUAUAGUGGCCAAGCUAACGAAGAAGCUUCAAGACAAAUGGACUACCAUUGCCUUUAGGUACAAACAGCAGAACAAUGCACAAUACCCUCCAUUUGAACAUUUUUUGAAAUUCAUCAGUGAGAUGGCCACUAUGUGCAAUGACCCUGGACUUGUGUACAAUCAACCACGUAAAGAUACUUACCGUACUCCUAAGCCUUUAGACCGCAGGAAGACAUUAUCUACACAUAAGACAAGCAUUUCCAGAGACGACCAGAUAGAUAUGGAUACAAGUGAUACACGCCUUCAGAAUCACUCCCGUGAUAUAGCUCGGUGCCCAGUGCACAAGUCAAAACAUUCAUUGAACGAAUGUGAGGCAUUUCGGAAGUGGAGACUGGAUAAGCGUCGUGCAUUCUUAAGGCAACAUUCCAUCUGCUUCAAAUGUUGCGCGUCGACUGAACAUCAACAGUCAUCUUGCACCAUAUAUUCUCCAUGUUCUGUGUGCGGGAGCAAACUACACCCGACUGCUAUGCACUGGUAUAAGAAAGACUCAGGUGACAGAGACACAAAGGAAAACAUACUCACCUCAAAUGAUGGCGGGGAGGGAACAGAAAUAUCUUCAAAGUGCACCACACUCUGCGGUUCAGUCAGUGGUGGACGUUCUUGUGCCAAGGUUGUUCUUGCUAAGGUAUUUCUCAUUGAUCGUCCACAAGCUGCUGUGACUGUUUAUGUGUUGCUCGAUGAUCAGAGCAACCACACCCUAGCUCGCUUUGAACUUUUGGACCAACUUGAAGUCACAACUGAUCCCAUCCCUUACAGACUGAAGUCUUGUGCUGGAGUGACUGAGACAUCUGGGAGAAGAGCAGUGGGAUUCUGUAUUCAGUCUAUGGAUGGACUUGUCUGUCAUCAGCUUCCGCCCGUUAUAGAGUGUAAUGACAUUCCAGACAACUUGAUGGAAAUCCCAACUCCAGAGGUUGCGCAUGCUCAUCCUCACUUACGGCAUAUUGCUAAGGAACUUGCCCCACUACGCAGAGAUGUUGGUAUACAGCUGCUGAUUGGCAGGGACUUGGUGGAUGUGCAUCAGGUGCAAGGCCAGGUGACUGGGCCCCCAGCAUCCCCCUUUGCACAGAAGCUCAGCCUUGGAUGGGUCGUAAUUGGAGAGGUAUGUUUGGAUGGGCGUCACAAGCCAAGUGAUCUCAGUGUCUUGAAAACCAAUAUUCAGAAUGAUGGUAGAGGGACAAUAUUUACCCCAUGCCAGAACAGCCUUCAUGUUAAGGUCCGAGGCCCCCCUACUUACAUGCCCCCUCAAGCUCAGGACUUCAAAGGUGAUAAUUUGUUUUACACUGACAGACAUGACAAUAAGGUGGGAAAUUCUGUGGAAGAUCGCGAAUUCUUGUCACUAAUGGACCAGACUUUCCAGAAGAACUCUAGUGGUAAUUGGACAUCUCCACUUCCUUUCAAGAAUGCACGUCCACACCUUAUGAACAAUAAAACUCAAGUCUUCAAACGGGCUUGCAACCUAGACCAUAGUUUGAAGAAAAAUCCUGAAAAGCUAAAACAGAUGUGUGAAUUUAUGGAAAACAUAUUCAACACAGAAGCAGCGGAGAAAGCACCAGAGGUAGCCAGGGGACAUGAGUGUUGGUACAUCCCAAUAUUUGCUGUGACGCAUCCUAAGAAACCUGGCAAAGUUCGUGCUGUAUUUGAUUCUUCGAUAGUGUAUCAGGGAUGUUCAUUGAAUGAUGCUCUUUUGUCAGGACCCAACUUGACAAACAAUUUGCUAGGAAUCUUGUUACGAUUUCGCAAGGAUUUGUGUGCUAUAGCAGGAGACAUCCAGCAGAUGUUUUACCGUUUCUUUGUAAACGAGAGAGACAGAGACUACUUACGGUUCUACUGGUAUGAGAACAACGAUCCACAUUGUCAAAUGGUAGAGUACCGUAUGACCGUCCAUGUGUUUGGGAAUCGGCCUUCCCCUGCGGUGGCAACAUAUGGGCUUAGACGGGCAGUACGAGACGCGGAUCACGAUGUAGUCAACUUUGUACACCAGGACUUUUAUGUUGAUGACGCAUUAAUGUCUAGACCUACUCCUGAAGAAGUGAUUGACCUUAUGAGACGAACUCAGAAGGUACUUGCUGAAGAAGGGAAAAUAAGAUUGCAUAAGAUUGUGUCAAAUGUACAAGAAGUGGUGGAUGCAUUUCCUCCAGCUGACUUGGGAAAGGACGUUCAGGACUUGUCGAUUGGUGGGGAUGAUGAUGUAGUUCAGCACAGCCUUGGAUUGGCCUGGAAUCUGAGAUCUAACUGUUUCGUCUUCCAGAAGCCAGAUGCUGAUGUUCCCUUCACUCGCCGUGGAAUACUCUCAAGGGUCAACAGUAUCUUUGACCCCAUUGGCUUUCUGUCUCCAGUGACAAUAUGUGGUAAGUUGAUUCUACGUGAGAUGUGUACAGGGAGUCCAAGCUGGGAUGAUCCUCUACCAGAAGAGUACCGAGAUAGAUGGGAGAGUUGGAGUAAGUCACUUGAUCAGUUAAGCAGUCUACAUAUUCCCCGGAUGUUCGUUCCACAGUCGCUGAGCUUAGCAUCAGACCCACAACUGCUGAUAUUUUCCGACGCAUCGGAAACUGCGAUUGCAGCUGCAGCUUACCUGAAGGUGAAGCAUGACAUUGGAUUUGUCAUGGGAAAGUCUAAACUCGCACCUCUAGCAGGGCAUAGUAUUCCACGUCUGGAGCUAUGUGGUGCUGUGCUGGCAGCAGAAAUAGGAGAAUUUGUGACAAGACGAUUUUACAACUAUGUAAGUAAUAGGAUUGCUAGGAUCCAUGCUGUAUCAACCCCUAGCCAGUGGAGCUAUGUGCCCACUCACCUGAACCCGGCCGAUGCAGCGACUAGAGGAUCAAUUUCUGACAUUAGUCAUAUGUUAGACACAUGGCUUGUUGGACCAGUGCAGUUUUGUUCAAGGGACCUAGCAGAAAGCGAACCUGAGGUUGAAUACCCACUCAUCAGCCCUGAUGACGAUAAGGAUGUUCGUCCCGAAUUGAACACCUUUAAGGCUGAUGUACAUGUAUCGACUAAGCUACUCCCGAUCGAGGAUCGUUUUAGUAAAUACUCUACUUGGGACAGUCUUGUGGCCGCAUUGUCCAUACUUCGACAUGUAGCUGCCUCCUACCGAGGUUCCAAUGACUGUACUGGUUGGCACAUGUGCCAGAACACCAAAUGUGAAUCUGCGCGCAAAGACACUGAACGCUUCAUUAUUAGAUGUGUACAAGCUCAGGCCUUUGGUGCUGAACUCGAAGCAAUUGAGAGAAAACAUGACCUACCUAGGGACAGUCGUAUUCUGGAUUUAUCUCCCUUUAUCGAUGACAAAGGUCUGCUCAGAGUUGGAGGUCGUUUGAACAAGCUGAAGAGUACAGGACUCUCAUCGCUUAACCCAGUUAUAGUUCCUAACGGACAUGUGGCAGUACUACUGGUACGUUUCAUCCAUAACAAGGUUUUCCACCAGGGCAGAACGAUCACUGAAGGCGCCGUACGUUCUCAUGGCUAUUGGAUCCUGGGAGCAAAGAAACUCGUAUCCUCCAUCAUUCAUGGUUGCGUUGUGUGUCGGAAGCUCCGUAGGAUGCCCCAGGAACAGAAGAUGGCAGAUCUCCCUGUUGAUCGGCUCACCCCAGGACCCCCAUUUUCCUCUGUAGGACUUGAUGUGUUUGGUCCGUGGCCGGUAGUUACCAGAAAGACGCGUGGUGGAUCAGCUCAGAGUAAAAGAUGGGCCGUCUUGUUUACUUGCUUAACUACACGAGCAGUACAUAUUGAAGUGAUUGAGGACAUGUCUAGCUCAUGCUUCAUUAAUGCCCUGAGACGCUUUAUAGCCUUGCGUGGACCAGUAAAGCUUUUUCGUUCUGACAGGGGGACAAAUUUUAUUGGAGCUGUGGGGGACCUUGAUGUGAAUGCCAUCAACGUUGAAGACAAUAUGAUGAAGACUUACCUGAAGGAGAACAGAGCAACCUGGUUGUUUAAUGCCCCUCAUGCAUCCCAUAUGGGAGGUGUAUGGGAGAGAGUUAUUGGUAGUGCUCGCAGGAUUUUGGACUCUAUGCUGCUUCAAGACAGAGGCAAAGAACUUACACACGAAGUACUAGUCACGUUCAUGGCAGAGGUUUGUGCCAUACUUAACUCUCGCCCGAUAGCGCUUGAUACGGACCCAUCAUCACCCAUGGUACUGAGCCCAAACGUACUCUUGACACAGAAACAGGGGGAUAUCGGAUCUUUCUCAGAACAUUUGGGUAUCAAGGACAUGUACACAGCCAGCUGGAAACAUGUUCAGGUGCUGUCUGAUAUGUUUUGGAAGAAGUGGCACGUUACCUACUUGGACAGUUUACAAAAGAGACAGAAGUGGUAG